CGCCCCCUCACUCUCGGGAGGACGGACUGUCGGACUCUCACCCCGCGGCGUCGAGUUGCCUUCUUCCCCCAACACCACGCCCUCGCCCCUCCUCCGACCGUCGCAUGCAUCGCGUUCCAAAAUUUUCAAAACCCCCCAAUCCCUCGGAGUCGGACACUCGGAGGGAAGCCAAAAUUUUCGGCCCCGCGUCGCCCCGCAAAUCUCCAAAUCCCCAAUCCCCCGCACUUAGAUCCCGACACGGCGCUCUCGCUCUCGGAGGCGGAACCCUAAGCCCAAUCUGCCAAUCCGAUUCGAGAUUCUAGGGUUUCGCUCGCGCGCCCAUGCCCUAGCCUCCGCCGCCGGUGGUGCUGCCAUGCUCGCGUCCCGCAUCCCUCUCAAGCGCUGCACCGCCGCCGUCCCGGGCGCCGUUGCUACCAACAUGCCGCCCGCCAAGCGCCGCCGAGAGCGCGUGCCCCCGUCGCGGUUCAGGGACUCGCUGCUGCUGCCCGCGAAGAAGCGCGCGGCCGUGUCGACGGACGGGGAGGGGGAGGAAAAGGACGGGCACGGGGAGGUUUACGAGGUGGAGGUGCAAGUGGCCGAGCCCAAAGGCGCCUCCUUUGGCCCCGUGGAGACCGUGGUGUGGAUUCCCCAGCCGCCGCCCCCCUCAGAAGUUGAGCUGUACCGGGCGUGCAGGAAUAUCAGCAGGAGCGGGAGCUGCGGGGGUGCUUCCAGCGGCAGUGUGGUCACGUCCGUGAGCAAUGCCGGCACGGACGGCGGUGCUGGUAGCAAUGGCGGGCCGGAGGAGAAGCCUGUAGUGGUGGAGGGCAAACCCAAGAGGGAGAGCGGUGAAAAGAAGGAGGAUUUCUUCUGGCCAGAGGAUUUUGUGCUUGGGGACGUCGUGUGGGCGAGGUCGGGGAAGAAGUGCCCGGCGUGGCCCGCGCUGGUGAUUGACCCUCUGCUGCAUGCGCCGGAAGUCGUGCUUAACUCCUGCAUUCCCGGCGCGCUCUGCGUCAUGUUCUUCGGGCACUCUGCUGGCGGGCAUGGCAGGGACUACGGAUGGGUUAAGCAAGGGAUGAUCUUUCCCUUCGUAGACUAUCUAGACAGGUUUCAGGGACAACCUCUGUAUAAGCUUAGGCCAAGCAAAUUCCGUGCAGCAAUUGAGGAGGCUUUCCUUGCUGAACAUGGCUUUUUUGAUAUCCAAAUGGAUGGGGAGUGCUCACUGCAAAAGUCUGUCAAUGACCAGUCUUUCCCUGAUGGCUUUCAGGAAGGGGCUGCUUCGAAUAACGAGCAGGAGUGUCAAUCUGUGUCUCAGGUUGUUGGUAAAUCAGCACCAUGUUGUGAUAGCUGUGGUAACUGCCUACCAUCCAAGGUUUCAAAGAAAAAGAGGCAAGAGGGAGAGCAGUUGCUUUGUAGGCACUGUGAAAAGCUAUUGCAGUCCAAGCAGUACUGUGGCAUAUGCAAGAAAAUUUGGCACCACACAGAUGGUGGAAAUUGGGUUUGUUGUGAUGAGUGCCAGAUUUGGGUUCACAUUGAAUGUGACCUGACAUGCAGCAACAUGGAGGACUUAGAAAAUACAGAUUAUUUUUGUCCCGAUUGCAAAUCAAAACGCAAAACAGUGCCAGCAACUGAAAAAACGAACACUUCCAACAGUUCAGAAUGUGCUAGCACUUCUAAGGAAAAAAUGCCUGAAAGGAUACCUGUUUGCUGCAACGGGAUGGAGGCACUGUAUGUACCAGAGAAGCACAUGAUACUAUGUGAAUGUAAGUCUUGCAAGGAAAGGAUGAUGAGUCUGAAUGAGUGGGAGAAACAUACUGGCUCAAGGAAAAAGAAUUGGAAGAUGAGUAUUAGAGUCAAGAGCACUGGGGAACCACUCAUUAAUUCGCUGGAUGGUGUCCCCUGUGGGAAUGUAAAGUCUUCUACCCCUGGCAUUAAUGAAGAAGAACUGCUAAAAUUGCAAGCAAACUCUUACAGUCCAGUCUAUGCUAAAUGGACAACGGAACGUUGCGCUGUUUGUCGAUGGGUUGAGGAUUGGGACUACAAUAAAAUAAUCAUUUGCAACAGAUGCCAAAUAGCUGUCCACCAAGAGUGCUAUGGAGCAUGUGUUGUACAAGAUCUUACAACGUGGGUUUGCCGAGCAUGUGAAUUGCCCCAACAAAAAAGAGAAUGCUGCCUAUGUCCUGUCAAAGGUGGUGCUCUCAAGCCAACAGAUGUUGACCAACUGUGGGUUCAUGUUACAUGCGCUUGGUUUCAACCUAAAGUCUCUUUUCCAGUUGAUGCGACAAUGGAGCCAGCUAUGGGCAUACUGAGCAUCCCUGUAGAGUACUUUAAGAAGACAUGCGUUAUAUGCAAGCAGAUGCAUGGUGCCUGCACCCAGUGCUGGAAAUGCUCUACUUAUUACCAUGCAAUGUGUGCAUCAAGAGCGGGAUAUCGCAUGGAGUUGCAAUACUCUGAAAGAAAUGAUAGGCACGUGACAAAAAUGGUUUCCUACUGUGCUUUUCACAGUACUCCCGACCCAGACAAUGUGUUGGUAGUGAAGACACCUGAAGGAGUUUUCUCUACCAAAUUUUUGCUCCAAAGUAGUGAGAAACAGACUGCUACAAGACUUGUCAGGAAGGAAAAUCACCCAGAGAAGGUGCUUCCUGCUAAAAUUUCUGACUGUCCAGCUGCAAGGUGCCUAACUUAUGAAAUGCUGAAAAACAAGAAAGAACCACAAGAGGCAAUUGCACACCGAAUAAUGGGACCACAACAACAUUCCCAAGAUUUGAUCGAAGCUUUAAACACAUGCAUGGAUCAUAAUGAUGACCAACUAUUUUCUACGUUUAAAGAACGGCUUUGUUACUUACAGAAAACUGAAAAUAAGAGGGUCUCUUGUGGUUUAUCUGGAAUACAUGGAUGGGGUCUCUUUGCUGCUAGGAAAAUUCAAGAGGGGCAAAUGGUUAUCGAAUAUCGUGGUGAACAAGUUAGACGCAGUGUUGCUGAUUUGAGGGAAGCACGGUACCAUAGAGAGAAAAAGGAUUGUUAUCUGUUCAAGAUAAGUGAAGAUGUUGUUAUUGAUGCCACAGAGAAAGGAAACAUAGCCCGACUAAUUAACCACUCGUGUAUGCCAAACUGCUAUGCAAGGAUCAUGAGUGUUGGUGAUGACAAGAGCCAGAUCAUUCUUAUUGCCAAAAGAGAUGUCUCUGCAGGAGAAGAACUAACUUAUGACUACCUGUUUGACCCUGACGAGUCGGAAGAUUGCAAAGUUCCUUGUCUGUGUAAAGCUCCUAACUGCCGUGGAUACAUGAACUAGAAUAAACCAUCUCACAAGGACUAACCUCUUACAAAUGCCGAAGGCCGGGCAUUUUCCAAUAUCCAGCCAUCAGAUUCAUUUGUUUGUUUUCUCGUUUGGUUUCAAUUUAUGCGUGGCUGCCGAUAUGCAACAAGUGUGUGUUUCGUCACAGAUUUUGUUUAGAUUGCAAGAUAGGAUCAACCGGGUUAGGUAAAGAUUACUGACAGCCACAGCCCGCCGUUGUAUAUUCUUCCAUUGAUGUAAUAAAGAUGCUGCUUUCUAAAUGAAAUAAAAAAUCUAUUCAUCGCAA
Phragmites australis (common reed) is the source of this 3557-nucleotide messenger RNA. Its product is annotated as histone-lysine N-methyltransferase ATX4-like. Gene Ontology annotation, molecular function: protein binding. The coding region runs from base 353 to 3268 and encodes 971 amino acids. NCBI's taxonomy places the organism in Eukaryota, Viridiplantae, Streptophyta, Magnoliopsida, Poales, Poaceae. The record is from RefSeq and is a predicted model, not a curated record. The transcript has 23 exons. Gene Ontology annotation, biological process: regulation of transcription by RNA polymerase II.